CUCAUUUGUAAAAGGGACUGAUAAAGUUUCACUGUGGUAAAAUUUAGUUACUACCCCAGUCUGUUCCCAAAACUUAUCGGCAAGAGCUUCUGAAAAUGGGCUAUUCUCGAGGAAAAGGCGUGUUUUUAGGCCUCAUAGGAGGCUUUCUACUAAUUUUGUCUCUGAUUGUUUUAAUAGCUUUUCCAGCAAUCUAUAGAACCCAACUGGCGAAGCAAACCACCUUAGUAAAAAAUACCGUGCUUUACGAUAUGUGGAAAGAUUUACCUUUACCUAUCUACCAGAAGCUUUACUUUUAUAACAUUACUAAUCACGAUAAAUUUGUUAAAUAUGGCUGGCCACUAGAGGUAGAACAAGUUGGACCUUAUACCUACAAAAGCAAAUGGGUUAAAGAAGAUCUGGAAUGGCAGAACGGAACUGUAUCUUACAAGGAACGUAAAUCAUUCUAUUUUGAUCCAGAACAUUCAGAAGGAACUGAAAACGACACUAUUUACACUCUCAAUGGUCCACUAAUAUUUGCCAGCUCCUUUCUUCAGGACAAGGGAAAGUAUACUCAAGAAGCUGCAGAUUAUGCUUUUAGAGUUUUUUUCCAAGAGCAACUGGUGAUUAAAAAGGCUAUACAUGAGAUUGCUUUUGGAGGUUAUAAAGAUUCGAUAUUGUGGUGGGGGAAACUAUUUCAGAAAAUGCCUUUCGAAAAGGGAAUUUUUUCUUGGUUGUAUAAAAGGAACGAUACAGACGAUGGGGAAUUCACUGUUUAUACUGGUCAAUAUAAUCAUUCGAAACUGAAUUUCAUCAAGACCUGGAACGGAUCUUCUGAACUAUCAUACUGGGAGGAAGGCAGCAAGUGCAACAAGAUCGAAGGCACCAAUGCAGAAGUUGGACCACCAGUUAGAGAAAAUCAGACUACUUACACUUUUUUCCAACCGAUAUUUUGCCGGUCCAUGACAUUCGAUUAUGUAGGAAGUCGACAUCACAGGGGUAUCGAAUCCAAGAGAUUCAAAAACUCUGCAAAGGUGUUUGCAAAUGCAAAGGACAAUCCAGAUAAUUACUGCUUUGACGAAAGUUACAAACUAAACCAGACAUCAUCGCCUAUUCCUUCUGGCGUAUUCAAUAUAAGUUCUUGUCAAUUUAAUGCACCAGUGUUGCUCUCAUUCCCUCAUUUCUAUUUAGCUGAUGAUUCCUAUUUGGACAAGGUUAAUGGACUCAAUCCUAAUGCCUCUUUGCACGAGUCUUACAUAGAUGUUGAGCCGGUAACAGGAGCUUCAGUUUCUCUAGCCAUGAGAUUUCAAGUAAACGCUUAUAUAAACCAAAACCAGUACCUCAGUCAAUUUCAUAAUGUUACUUCAGGAGUUUAUCCCAUAUUUUGGAUGGAAAUGCUAGCUGAAAUUGAUGAUGAUAUGGCGAAAUCUAUGCAUUUUCAACUAAAGGAGUUGAAGCAACUUGCUUAUUCAAUUCUUGGUGCAUUGAUAGUGAUAGCCAGCUUCGUGUUCGUAUUUGGACUGUAUAUAAUACACUGCCAAAAUGAGGUCGAUGCUGAAGAGACGAAGUCACUUUUAGAAAAGGGCAGACAGAAUUCUUAUUCAUCAACUUAUUGUCGUGACAAUUUUAAUUCAUCGGACGGCACUUUUGAAAUUCCAAGAGGAGCAACAACAAAUAGUACAUCAAUCAUCAGUUCAGGCGAAAAACGUGUUAAAGAUCUCUAUCAAGUCUUACCAGACAAUGCUAGAGAAAUAUUAAAAAUGAGUCCCGAGAAACCUGACACAACGAGUACUGCUGAUCCGAAAAAGACGGAAACAAUUCACACUUAUCUCGACAGAGCUGUCGUUCCUAAAAAAAUGGCUAAAAAGUGCAUGUCACCUAAAGCUGCUAAAUGGAUGAUAGGAAUUGCUUCUGUCUUCUUUGUUCUCUCGAUUGCAAUCUUGAGUAUUUUUCCUACAAUUUACAAGCAGAUGCUGGCAAAAACUGUAGCACUAUCUGAUGGUUCUUUAGGAGCAAAGACAUGGGAAGACAUUCCACUUCCUAUUAAUGAGAAUAUUUAUUUCUUCAAUAUCACAAAUGGCGACGCUUUCUUAAACAAAGACGAACCUUUAAACGUCACUGAAGUUGGCCCCUACGUUUAUAAGGGUAAAUGGAUUAAGCACAAUCCUAAAUGGCAUCCUAAUGGCACCGUUUCCUUCCGGGAAACUAGGGUAUGGCACUUCCAGCCAGAAAUGUCUGCAGGAAGUCUAGAUGAUGUCAUCACUACUUUGAAUGGCCCCAUGAUCAUUGGUGCCCAUAUGCUGAAGGACUGGAACAUUUUCUGGAGAAUAUUCUAUUCCAUUGCUAUGAAAUUCGAAUCGGAAAGCGUGAUAAUUCAAAGAAAGGUACGAGAACUUACAUAUGAAGGCUAUGAAGAUCCCAUCAUCAAGUAUGCUCCAGUGCUGAAGCCCAACAUCCCAUUUAAAGAUGGGAUAUUUAUGUGGCUUUAUGAUAAAAAUGAUACCGAUGAUGGCGAAUUUACAGUCUUCACUGGUGUGGAUGACGCAUCGCGUACGAAUGUCAUCACAUCCUGGAAUGGGAAUGAAAAAUUAAACUUUUGGAAAGGGGGCAGCUGCAAUGAUAUCAAUGGUACCAACGUUGAGAUGGGUCCACCUUUGCCUGAUACACCAGAGUCUUAUACGUUUUUCCAAUCCAUCUUCUGCAGAUCAAUCACUUACGAUUAUAUUGGUGACACCAGCUCAUGGGGAGUGCCUUUGAAAAGAUUCGAACCAACUGCAAUGGUGUUUGGCAAUAGUACAGAAAAUCCUGAUAACGCUUGCUACGAAGUCAACGGAGAGCGUGCAUCUGGUGUCUUAGAUGUUGGUCCAUGCCAGUUUGAUGCACCAGCCUUACUUUCAUAUCCCCAUUUUCACAUGGCUGAUCCCUCUUACGUGAAAGCUAUUAACGGUUUGAGCCCGAAAUUAGACGCUCAUGGCUCUUAUCUGGAAGUCGAACCAAUUUCUGGUUUUACCAUGAAUAUUUCAAUUAAAUUUCAAAUGAAUAUCCAGAUGGAACGAGUGCGAGGUGUGCUGCAGUUCGACAAUGUGCCUGAAGGAAUAUUUCCUGUCUUUUGGGUUGAUAUUAAUAUUCAUUUAAGCGAAGAUUGGGCAGACUUUUUUAAAGGUCAGUUAAACAACCCCAAGUAUAUCGUUUACAGCGUUUGUGGCUUUUUGCUUUUAGCAUCAUUGGUUCUAAUAAUCUGUGGUGCCGUUAUUAUUACUCGCUCUCAGAAGGACGAUGAAGAUCCUCUUUUGAAUAUCCAGGAAGAAAAAAAGGAAGAACUGGAAAAAAGGAAGAAUACCAGUGAAAUAUCCUCAAGUUAUGGUGGUAUGGCAGGUGAUCAGGGGGAACAGUAUGAUGGGGACUCUUUAAAGCAAACAGAUUCACAUGCAGCAAGGUGAUUGCUUUAUCGAUGAAGAUAGAAUUUUAGUAUCAGGGCUUUCAUAUUUGAACGAAUCCAGAAGCUGAGAAGACUCCGUGAUAUUCAUUCAUUUAACUUAACUCUACAUUGUAUUUCGAUUUAAGAAAUAUUAUGUAUUAACUAACUUAUUUACAAGAUCUGGAUAUAAAAUAUACGUGUAUAUUGUUUAGUAUGUAAAUGUAAAAAUACAUUAUUUAUAUUUGUGGAUUAUUCUCAUUAUUUCCUGAUAUAAAUUCUGUAUAAUUAAAUUCCAUUAAUGAUAA
This is a messenger RNA of Parasteatoda tepidariorum (common house spider), 3699 nucleotides long. The record is from RefSeq and is a predicted model, not a curated record. NCBI's taxonomy places the organism in Eukaryota, Metazoa, Arthropoda, Arachnida, Araneae, Theridiidae.